CACGCCUUGGGCAGUGCCGACAACGUUCCAACGCCACUGGCGUGCCCCGUGGGAAUAGAGGUCACAAGGUCAUUGCCCCAUUUGACCUCGAGAUCCGUGACAGUAAAGCUCUGUGCAGGCCCCAAAGGGAUAUCCAUGUUGCUGAUAGGCGAUGUUAGUGGGUGUGGCUCCCCAAGCCCAAACGGCAUAUUUGAAUAUUUGUGGGGAAUUCCAGCAAUUGGUGACAAGUGGAGCGGAAUUUAAGUGAGGUUAUUGUUCACUUUUUCCGGUAAAAAUAAAAUUCAUGAUCGAACGUGAAAAUUUGUGGAGAGAGCUAGAAUGGAUGGGAUUUUGAUGUUGAUGUUGAUGGCAUGCUCUAACAUCCGACGCCCACGUUGAAACGGUCGAGAGACCUUGGAAUUUAUAACCUAGCCUCCAACAGGGCGUGAGCCUUACAUUCGGCUGACGUCAUCCAACAUGGCGGACACCCUUUGUUGCAACCACACGGCGCGCUGUGAUUGGUGGAUAUGCUCUAGCCUCGCGCUGACUCCUUACUUUGGGUAAAAUUGGUUUUAGGCGGUGGUAAAAAUGCCAUGCCAAAACGAGUGGCCUGGGUAAGAGGCUAGAAUGGGAUUUUCCAUCACAAGUGAGUUAGCUGACGAGGAGUACAGCUAAACUGAAAAUGUGACUUCUUGUACAGCCUAAGGUGUAUUGAAGCCUAAGAAACUGAAACGAGUGUUAACGAAAAGUGCGCCCAAGUUGUCUGUAAGCUUGGUUAUUUUUGUAAACAAAAUGUUUCUUUUCGUUUGGAUCACAUUUACCGUCAAUACCAGAAGUCGGUAAAGCUACAUGCCCUGAAAGAAGAAAAGUACAAUGGCGCUCCCGACGGUAGCCGCUGUAUCAUCGGCUACCAAUAAUGUUUCGUCUUUAUCAGAAUAUAAAGUCAAACAUGAACGACGAGAUGAUGAAGAUGAAAUUGAGGCAUUGGCGGCAAAGAUGGUGGAGGCCAACAAGGCGAAAAUGCCAGGUGCCGUCCGCCCUGGCACUAAUGGCACAGCUGGUCAAGUACAGAGUGCACCACAGAUGGUUAAUGCAAAUCAACCUGCAAUUCUUAACUUUCUGACAAGAUCUGGUGCACCUGUUCAAAAACCGCAACAACCUCCAACUUCCAAUCCUUCCCAGCAUCCAUCCGAAAAACCACCAUGUGAUGCUGAUAGUGUCAAAAUGCAUUUUGGUUGGGUGACUCUUGGGAAAAUUCAUAUCCCUUAUAUAUUGCGUUAUGGCUCUGAAAAGUAUUGUGCUGUUCGUAUGGUGGAAAUGAAACUACUUAGUAAAUACUUAACAUAUCUUCAUGCAGACAUUUAUAGCUGUACAUGUAUUCGUAGCUAUUACAUCACAGAUGCUGAGGCAAGACUUCUUAAUGAUAUCAAUGUUAGACAUUGUGACUAUCAGUUUGGUCGUGAACCAUUUACAACAAAGGACUUAGUAGUGCGGCUUCAAGAUGCUGACGAGUUUUAUACAUUUCUUGAUGUGUGUUAUAAUAAAUUGGUGCCGCAGCACAAUUCUCUCUCAAAUAAGUGCGGUUUUAUUAGAAUAGAUGGUGAAUCAGUUGUGCCUUACAUUCUGAGAAAUGGCACCAAGUAUGUUCCUGUAUUUUACUUUGAAGGUGAAAUAUCUAGCCUCUUCCAAAAAUCAGAAACUUUAGAAGGCUGGGACUUAGCAUAUUUGAAAUUUUGUUGUAAAGUGCAAGGCAUUAGAGCAGAACUCUUUGAAAAGGACAAUUGUUCAGUGAUAAGCUUAGAAGAUAUUAAAGGCUACUUCCCAGGUGAAACAAACUUUGAAGAUUAUUGGCCCAGUAAAGUAGUGGAUAGGCAACUUUUAGUGUCAACUGCAAAAAGUGAUUCAAGUGCAACAUGGACCAUCACCCCAAGUGUGAGUGUACCUACUCAAUCUCCCGCCAUGAACAAAGUGCCAGCAGGAGUGAAUUCUGUUCCUCGACAACCUGCUCACUCUGCGUCAUACAUGACUCAGACCAUUACCAAUGGCUGGAGUGGUCUUGUCGGGGGUCAGCCAACAUACCAUUCUUCCUCCUCUAACCGGAUGUCCAUCAUGCACAAUGGCUCGAUGCCGAUGGGCAUGGUGUCGCCCGGGUCCGCCGUCCAGCCCCCGCCGCCUCUAGUCAGAGUGACGGGCUCGCAGCCCACCAUGGGGAGAUCGAGUGCUGCGGCUGCCAUGUACUCCAACGCCGGCAGCUCCGCGCUGACGCACAUGAUGGGCAUGGGCCAGCACUCGUCGCAGAUGCUGCCGCCCCAGCAGCCCCACGCGCACUACCCGACCGCCCCGGCCAACUACAAGAACCCGCCUCCCCUCGUCUCGGCGCCGCAGAUGAACCAGAGGCAGCAGCACCAUGUCAGCAACGGAAAGACGCAGUCGCCCAUGGACCACCGGAUGCGGCUAAUUCAAAUCAUAGACUUCCCCACGACGAGUAGUUCCCACACGCCGUUUAAGAUUCAGAAGGCGCUAGUGGAAGGAAAGAUGGUUCCUUGUAUGAAUGCCAAACCCUACGUGUAUACCGAGCUACUUAUGACCUUACAAGACUUAACGGCACAUUUCUUCCCACAAGUACAUGUAAAUAAUUGUAGACAAGGGUUACAAGAAGUUCUUAGGUUAGACUUGUACAGAGGGAACAGGCAGCAGAUGGCGAUCCUGAAGGAGGCCGGCAAGUGCCAGUCGACGAGCGACGUGGUGCCGCUGGUGCAGGUGAAGGACGUGAUGCAGUACAUGCCGCAGAUGAAGUACAUGUUCACGCCGCGGCGCGUGUCCAGUGCCGAAGAGCCCCCCGCCAAGAUGAAGCGCACCAGCUAGGACUGGCCCCCCGCGGGGCCCGCCCCGUGCGGGGCCGCGACCACCACCCCUACACCGCCCUCGCCCUACGGCGCGCA
Thrips palmi is the source of this 2921-nucleotide messenger RNA. RefSeq lists its product as uncharacterized. The transcript is spliced from 8 exons. The record is from RefSeq and is a predicted model, not a curated record. Bases 853 to 2844 code for a protein of 663 amino acids. Lineage: Eukaryota; Metazoa; Arthropoda; Insecta; Thysanoptera; Thripidae.